AUGAAUAUAUUAAUAUUAUUGAUUUUAUAGCCAUGUCUUAUGAUAUAAUUGUUGGAUGGACUAAUAGUAGUGGAAUAUCAAUUUGUUGACUACAACAAUAUUUAAUUUGCUUUAACUUGCAAAACUUAAUUCUGGUGUUUAAUUGGAUUUGGUUCCACAUAUUCAAAUGCUGACAUUAUCAGGAUGUCUAAUGUUAAUGGAGUUUUGAAAAUUGAAGACACCCUAGAGCAGAACAAGAUUUCGUUUACAUCUCCUACUGUCGAUGCUUAGCAAGAUAUAUAUGUUUUGGAUGCUUUGAUAAAUGAUACAUAUAUAUUUUCUUCGUUUUUAAAAUCGACGAACUCAGAUGAUCCCACAGAUGAAUUAAUAGACUCUUAUAAUAAUGUUGAAAUGUUUUAUGCCAUCAAUGAGAAGAGUAUAGAUUUUGAUACUUACACCUAAUUUGGUAGGUUUUAACUUCAAACUUAUUAAUGUCAUUAUACUUGUGCCACAUGUUAUGGACCAUUUGCAUAUUAAUGCACAAUGUGUAAUGAUAAUAGCAUCCAAGUUCUGAAUGGCUAAUGCAAUUCUAAUUACUAUAAUAAUGUAACUGAAUUGCUAAACAAGCAAAUCUUAAUAAAGGAUGAGUUUAUUCUUUAGUGGGAAUAUGAUAAAAAUGAUAAUAUUAUCUUAUAGAUAGAAAUAUUCUCAUGUGAUUGGUUUGGCUUGGGAUUUAACAACGAUAAAAUGGAAAAUACUGAUAUGUUACUCAUUACUAUAGAAACAAUAACCAUCAACAAUGACAAAGGGUAUUAUGUCUAGAUUGAUGACAUGUUUGGAACUCAGAAUACUGCUCCAUUAUCAGACACUCAGUUAUUUGGAACCUAAGAUUGGAUUUUGGAUGGCUUUACAUACAAUAAUGUUACAGAUUUAUUAGUUAUAAGAGUUCAUCGUAAAUUGGUCACUUCUGAUAAAUACGACUUUGACUUUUCGUAAAAGAAGGACACCUUGAGUAUUUAUGCAUUUGGUCUAAAUGGUCAAUAAUACCAUAGUGCCAAUAGAGGGGCAUUUCAAUUUGAAUUGUCUAAGAAUAAUUAAUCCUAUUAAGAAGAUUAUUGGGACAAAUUAGUUCAUAAUGGUCACGUCAUACUCAUGUUAUUAUUUUGGUCAUUUAUUUCAGAUGUCGGCAUAUUUUACGGAAGACAAUUGAAGAGUUAUCCAAAGUAUGUUCGAGUCCAUGGCAUGAUAUUUCUAUUCUUAUCAAUAGUCACCUACUUUUUUGUAUUUGGGAUGAUAUCGUAAUAAUAAAAAAGAAUAUAACAAUUAGGAUAUUAAGAAACCAAAAUAAUUCUUCACUUUAUUCUUGGAGUUGUCAUAUUAUUAAUAAUGACAACACAAAUAUUUUUAGGUUUACUAGCGAGAAAUAAUUUAGAAUCCAAUAAUGGCACAUAUUUGAUUUACAAAGUGAAAUACAUUCAUAAAUAUCUUGGUUACUUAUUGUACAUAAUUACAAAGAUACAAGUAAUUAUUGGAAUUACCAUAUAUGAUUCCUCAUAUAUUGGACUGUUCAUUAUCUAUUACGUCUUAUUGUUUUUAAUUAAAUUUACCAUCGAAAUGCUCUAUUAUUAUUAAGUGUCUGCAAUGUCUCGAAAGAGAAUUAAAUACAGUUAAAUUGAAUAGGACCAACAAACUCUCUAUGAGAGCAUUAUUGAAAAACUGAACACUGGCACUCCAUACUAAGAGAUGAUAGAAGACUAUCCUAAAAUUACAUACAUUAUUCUAAGAGAAGCAGUCUAUGAUGUGAGUGAUUUCAACCAUCCAGGAGGAUAAUACAUCUUCAGAAAAAUCAAAGGUAGAGAAGUUGGACGUUAUUUCUAUGGAUCCUACCCAAUUAAAGACACUAAAUUACAUAAACACUCUUAGUUUGCAAUCAAUUAUAUCGAAACUCGUUAUUUAGGAGAUUUCAAAAAUGAAUCAUGUCCCAUGCUUUACACUGUCUCAGAUUUUAAGAAACCAUCUCAUGUUUGGACAUUACAAGAAAUUAAAUCCAUGGGUACCAAUGUCUCUCUGUUUAAGUUCAUUAACUAAGAUUUUAAAGUGAAUUAAACUAUCUAAGGAGUCUAGUGGUUUGGUAGAUACUUCUAUAUCAAACCAUAUGGCAUUGGAAUAGAUUUCUAAGAGAGACCUUACACAGCUGUUUCAUGCUUAAGUGAAAUGAAUAUCAAAUAUAGGUAUGAAUUGAUUGAGUAUCUCAAAUCAAAAGAUUGGACUAAACCUUUGCCAUAACUGCCACAAUUAUCAAACAUUUUAUAGUUUGUUAUCAAAAAGUAUAAUGGCCAAAAAAACUUAAGCAAGUUCAUUCACACUGCAUCUCAUAAGAGAUUUGAAAUCACAGGACCUUAUGGCUUUGGAUUGGAAUUAGAUGAUCACAGUUCUGGAGUGCAUUAUGUAUUUUGUUAGGGUACUGGUGUUCUGCCAUUUCUGGAUCUAUGUGAUUAUCUUCUAAGAAAGGCUAUAUUUUCCAUUAUGUACCAGGAUGGGUUGCCAAUUCAAUAGCAGUAUAAUUCAUUGGACAAAUUUAAAUUGAUCCUCUGUGUGUCAUCCAAGACUUAAAUUUUGGGAUAUCCUAUUUUAUAAGACUUAGAAUAUUUGAGUGGCUAAUAUAAUCUAAAUUUAUUUGAGUUCCACAUAACAAAGUUGCAUUACACUAAAAGAGACAUACAAGAUAAAUUGAAAUAUUAGGCUGCAAAGGUUUAUGUGUGUGGAUUCCAAUAAUUUGAAGAUGACUUAAUAGAAUUGCUCUAACAAUGUGGUGUAGACUCCAGAUAUAUAGUAUAAAUAUGA
Molecule: messenger RNA, 2823 nt
Organism: Paramecium tetraurelia
Lineage: Eukaryota; Ciliophora; Oligohymenophorea; Peniculida; Parameciidae
Exons: 2
Molecular function (GO): transmembrane monodehydroascorbate reductase activity
Source: RefSeq, a predicted model, not a curated record